AUGUAUUCCUCAAGUAUCAGUGAAGGAUUAAGAAAUAUUGAUAAGAAUGAUAUAAAUUUAUUGCGACAAUCAUGGUCGGUUAUAAAUCGAAAUCUUGAAAAAACUGGUGUCAAUAUCUUUAAAAUGAUAUUUAAUCAAUGUCCUGAAGCGAAAUAUCUUUUUCCAUUCACGGAUACUUCAAAAAAAGAUAGUGAUUUCAUCAGAUUUCAUUCCUUACGAUUUAUGCAGGCAAUAGAAAGUAUUAUUAAUUCCAUAGAGAAUUUAAAUGAAAUCGAUCCAUUGUUAACUAAUCUUGGUCAUGUGCACGGCAAAUUAAAGGAAAGACUGGAUUUCAAACCGGAAUACUGGAGCGUUUUCCGUGAAUGCACAUUGUAUCAUUUUAGACGAGGUUUGGAAAAAAAUAAUGUCAUUGGCAAAACUCGAAAACUUUUUGGCAUGCUAGAUUCAACACAUUCCAAUGUUGAUUAUUUGAUUACCUUAUGGGGUAUGCUCUUAGAUCAUAUGAUCGAAGCGAUGACAACAUCUUUUCGAGCUGAUGUUCGAACAAGGGAACUUAAUAAGAACAGGUGGGUGCAAUAUGAGGAUGAACAAAAUAGCAAUUAUUUCGAAGAAAAGAAAGCAACGAUGAAAAUGCAACGAACUAAACAGUAA
Molecule: messenger RNA, 651 nt
Organism: Loa loa (African eye worm)
Lineage: Eukaryota; Metazoa; Nematoda; Chromadorea; Rhabditida; Onchocercidae
Exons: 6
Coding region: 1-651 (216 amino acids)
Molecular function (GO): heme binding; oxygen binding
Source: RefSeq, a predicted model, not a curated record